AUGGACAAUGGCGUGAACAAGGCUGAAUCCUCCGAUCUUGAAUCCUUCCAUGAUUAUCUCUUGCAAGCAAACAACAUUUUAGCAGUUGUGGGUGCUGGGCUAUCAGCCUCCUCCGGGCUUUCUACAUUCAGAGGUGCCGGUGGUAUUUGGAGAAACUUCUCGCCAAUUGAUCUGGCUACUCCAGAUGCAUUCCACUUUGAUCCUGGACUCGUGUGGCAGUUUUAUAGUGCAAGACGCUACAAUGCGUUGAAAGCAAAGCCUAAUAGAGGACAUUAUGCUUUGGCUGAAUUGAGUAAAAGGAGGAAUGGAAAGUUUUUAACUUUGACUCAAAAUGUUGAUGGAUUAUCAACUAGAGCUGGUCAUGAUAAAGAUACAUUGUUGGAAUUACAUGGAUCUUUAUUCACUUUGAAGUGUACAAAUUUUUUUUGCAACCAUAUUGACCAAGAUAAUAGACAACAUCCUUUAACACCAGCGUUAGAAGGUUCAGAAGAUGAAUUCCCUAAGAAGAGAAAAUUGAAUGAUCAAAAUGAUAAGGAAGAAUCAAAGAAAAGAGCAAGGACUGAUGACGCUUUAGAAAGAACCAAAAGCCAUACUUCAAUCGCCUCAACUGGUUCAUCCCCAGAUAUUAAACCUGUUCAAUCAAUCCCUGAAAAAGAUUUACCACAUUGUCCUGAAUGUAAAGAGGGUUUAUUGAGACCUGGUGUAGUAUGGUUUGGUGAAUCUUUACCAUUGAAAGCUGUUGAUACUGCCGAUGAAUUUUUGAUAAAUAACAAGAUUGACUUGGUACUAGUUAUAGGAACUAGUGGGACUGUGUGGCCAGCUAUGGGUUAUGUUGAAAGAGUGCAAAAGAGAGGUGGUAAAGUGGCAGUCUUCAAUACAGAGAUAGAUAUGGAACAGAUUAAAAAAGACAAGAAUUGGGGAUUUAUAGGUGAUGCAUCAAAAUGGUUGCCAAUCGCCUUGGAACCCAUAAUAGGAAGUGAUUUCGUUCCUAGGGACUACAAGAGACGUUAA
Molecule: messenger RNA, 1011 nt
Organism: Hansenula anomala
Lineage: Eukaryota; Fungi; Ascomycota; Saccharomycetes; Phaffomycetales; Wickerhamomycetaceae
Product: SIR2 family NAD-dependent protein deacylase
Exons: 1
Coding region: 1-1011 (336 amino acids)
Molecular function (GO): protein-succinyllysine desuccinylase activity; NAD+ binding; protein-malonyllysine demalonylase activity
Source: RefSeq, a predicted model, not a curated record